UAUGGACAGAGUCCACUCAAAUCAUAUAACAGAAGAAGUGAGCUCGCUGUGGAGAAGUGUAAAAGAAAAUGAUGUUUCAAGAUUGGAUUGUAAUUCUCUUCAGUUUGAUACAACAAACCUACCCAGAGCAAAGGGUAAAACUGCUCAUUCUCAAGGGGAUUUCUUAUGCUAUGUGUGUAACAAAGUAUUUCCAUUACAACGCAUGCUAACACGCCACCUGAAAUGUCACAGUGCUGUGAAAAAGCAUAUCUGCAAAUACUGUGGAAAGGGCUUCAAUGACACAUUUGACCUAAAGAGGCACAUGAGGACACAUACAGGUAUACGCCCUUACAAAUGUGAGCUUUGUGAAAAGGCUUUCACGCAGCGUUGCUCCCUUGAAUCUCAUUUGAAGAAGAUCCACAGUGUGCAGCAAGCCUAUGCUUAUAGGGAACGUCGCUCUAAGAUCUUUGUUUGUGAAGACUGCGGUUUUACUUCAAGCAGCGGGGAUGAGUACUAUCUUCAUAUGAGAAACCUCCACCCCAACAGUUCUAUGCUGCGCAAAUACUUUAGGAAACACACAGCCACUGUGCUACAGAGUAAAGUCAGCAUGUAUCUGUACCCCAGUAGAUAUUAUCUAUGAGGAAGUAUGACAUUCUCAUUGUGUGCAACAUUUCACAUUUAUAAAAAAGUACAUUUUAGCUACAUCUCUCCCCAGUUUUAGUCUCUGUGGCUAUAAUAUGAAGCCUUUCUAGUACAAUUCUGAUUAAGUCUUCUAUUAAAAUCAAAAGACAGAUGUUGAACCAUAACUGUAACAGAACAGUAAGCUUGUGAUUUAAGGCACAUGACUUUCUAAUACACACACACGCUCACACAUGCUCACAUAAAAUAUGUGAUGCACAGAGACACAGAAACACAUUUUUAUAGCCAAUUCUACAUACAAAUAUAAGUGAAGAAAGCUAUGUUUUUCUGGUUCAUAUGGUUGCAGCUAUUUUUGUGGGUGUGUGUGUGUGUGUGUGUGUGUGUGUGUGUGUGUGUGUGUGUGUGUGUGUGUGUGUGUGUGUGUGUGUGUAUGAUUUAUACAGACCCUGCUAUAUUUACCCAACCUUGAAUGUCUAGCUUAGACUUAACUUUGUCAAUAAAUGCCUACAAAUAUCGAACUAAAACAUGCAGACUCUCAAUAUGUUGUUGUAGCUAUCAUCUUAUGGUAACUGCAAAGCUUAAAUGAUGGUAAAAAUAUUUGGAACACUGUUGUUCUUGUUUUUGUGCCAGAGACAAAAAGGUUAGCCUAUGCUUCUAUUCUAAUUUAUAUUUUAUGUUUUUAACUUUACUUGAGGGAUGUAUUAUAAUCUUGUUUAUAAAGAAAUACAUUGGAAGAGAAUGUGAGACUGAAAUCCUACACCUGUUUAGAAACACAAUGAAAAAGAGCAGCAUUGAGAAAGCUGAUCACAGGAGAGUAACUGUAUUAGUUUUCUGACUAUGCAGCACUGGCAUGUGUUAUAUUCUCAACAUAUUGCAGCAUGGUGGCCAGUUCAGAGAUCAGAAAUAUUAGUUAAUGUGAUAUGUUGAUGUAUGACAUAAAUACCCUGUAUUAUGCUAUGAGUUGGUGAUGUGUAAUAUAUGACACAUAUUAUGGUCGCAAAAAUUUGUUGUGGAAACGUUUAAUAUCAAUUGCAUAUAAGGUGCUGACAAAAGUAAGAUGCAUAACCCAAAACUGCAGUGACAUUUGCUUGUAACAAAGAAUGAGUUUUCUGACUAAGAAUGAAGAUUCAUGGAGAAUCUUGACCAGAAAUCUUAACCAGAUAAGUCCUGGAGUAUCAACAGCCUAACUAUAUGUACUCAGGGAGUGUCAGCGGCUGGUUAUGGAAGUACCAGGAAUCAUAAAGCAGCUAAACCUAACCUGAAGUCUCAGCCCUUUAAACUAUAAGAUGUUCUUUUUUUCAUUUGAAAUACUUUGUAAAAAAACAAAAGUGAAGUACAAGUAACCAGAAGCUAUUUUAAACAGAAGUUUGCUCCUUUUUGUGGAAAGUGAUCUUAUAAAUGUAUCUCUU
Molecule: messenger RNA, 2027 nt
Organism: Protopterus annectens (West African lungfish)
Lineage: Eukaryota; Metazoa; Chordata; Ceratodontiformes; Protopteridae
Product: putative transcription factor Ovo-like 1
Exons: 3
Coding region: 2-619 (205 amino acids)
Biological process (GO): epidermal cell differentiation; regulation of transcription by RNA polymerase II
Cellular component (GO): nucleus
Molecular function (GO): RNA polymerase II cis-regulatory region sequence-specific DNA binding; DNA-binding transcription factor activity, RNA polymerase II-specific
Source: RefSeq, a predicted model, not a curated record